GACAAGUAGCCCUCGCCAUUGGACAGUAAAGGCCUAUAAAAAGGACGAGGCCCGAUGAGGAUCUUUAAGUACUCCACAGCUUCACAGGUGAUUUCUUAGCACCCCCGAACGGACCCAGCUCCACACCCGUUCACUGCAGCCAUGUCUCGGAUGGGCUAUUGUCUCCUGCUUGCAGGCCUCGCAGGUCUUGCAUCUGCCGGUCCCGACUGCGACGCCAAGAAGUUGGACGCAUGCGCGGCCGACUUGUUCAUCUUCGGAUCCUCGGAGAAGAUUCCCACCACUUCGACGGAUCUUCAGACUUACUGCAGCAAGCAGCACAAAUCGGAGGCCUGCGCCCGCGACUACUUGAAGCGCUGCACGGACAGCAUCGCCCAGGGCAUCGGCAGUGUCUUCCUGGACGACAUCAAGGGCGAGAUCGAGGCCCGGUGCGAUGAGUCCACCACCUAUCACGAAGACUAUCUCAAGCACGCUCCGUGCCUGAACAAGGCUGGCUCUGGAUUCCACAAGUGUCUUCGCAGCCUCGUUGCUGACCUCGACCUGGCUUCCAAGCUUCCCAACAAGCAGAGGAUUGGCGGAGCAUGCUGCAAGUUCAACGUGUUCGAGCAGUGCGUGAGCAAGGCCGUCCAGGGCCAGUGCGACUCGGACGUGAUCGAGUUCGCCCAAGGAAUCGUCGACAAGUACGCCGGCGAGCUGCUCGGAACAGUGUGCACCGCCUACCGGUCGGGCGCCAAGUGCAAGAGCAUCGACUUCGGCUCGGCGCCAGGCGACAAGAGCCUCCGCUCCGUCCUCACGCCCCUCAUCCAGGUCUCCGCCGCCCUCGGCUAAGAUCA
This is a messenger RNA of Rhipicephalus sanguineus (brown dog tick), 830 nucleotides long. RefSeq lists its product as uncharacterized. The coding region runs from base 142 to 825 and encodes 227 amino acids. NCBI's taxonomy places the organism in Eukaryota, Metazoa, Arthropoda, Arachnida, Ixodida, Ixodidae. The transcript has 5 exons. The record is from RefSeq and is a predicted model, not a curated record.